UAUGAUACGAAAAAAAAAAAAAAAAAAAAAAAAAAAAGAUGCAUACAAAUCAUUUUUCAUCGAUUUUAUGUCUGCGGGCAUAUCAGCAGCUGUAGCCAAAACUGCGGUUGCUCCCAUCGAACGAGUUAAACUGUUACUCCAAGUACAACAUGCAUCCAAGCAAAUCAAAUCUGAUCAGCAGUACAAAGGUAUCAUUGAUGUUCUUGUCAGAGUGCCGAGGGAGACUGGUUUUUUAAGUCUUUGGAGAGGCAAUCUUGCUAAUGUCAUAAGAUACUUUCCCACUCAGGCAUUGAAUUUUGCUUUCAAGGACAAGUUUAAACAGAUAUUUUUAGAAGGUGUACCAAAAGAUGCUUUUUGGAAACAGUUUGCUGGUAAUUUGGCUUCAGGCGGCGCAGCAGGAGCCACUUCUUUACUUUUUGUAUAUCCCCUCGAUUUUGCUCGGACAAGAUUGGGUGCGGACGUAGGCAAGGGCGACCAAAGAGAGUUCAAGGGCACAAUUGACUGCCUUAUGAAAGUGGCCAAAACUGACGGUCCAGUCGGCUGGUACAGAGGCUUUUUUGUCAGUGUCCAAGGAAUCAUCAUUUAUCGAGCAUGCUAUUUUGGUUCCUAUGAUACUAUAAAAACAUCUUUCAUCAAAGACCCUAAGUCCACACCUUUCAUUGUCAGUUUCCUAAUUGCCGAGACUGUGACAACAGCUUCAGGGUUUGUGUCGUAUCCAUUCGACACUGUACGCAGGAGAAUGAUGAUGCAGUCAGGCAGACCUGUGGAGGAAAGGAUGUACAAAAACACACUGGAUUGCUGGAUUAAAAUUUUGAAGACAGAAGGACCGUCUGCUUUUUUCAAAGGCGCCUUUUCGAACAUCUUACGUGGCACUGGUGGUGCACUUGUUUUAGUUUUUUACGAUAAAAUCAAGGACUUUAUCAAUGAUUCAAUGUCUAUUUAA
Messenger RNA from Copidosoma floridanum, 943 nucleotides. RefSeq names its product ADP/ATP translocase 3-like. Lineage: Eukaryota; Metazoa; Arthropoda; Insecta; Hymenoptera; Encyrtidae. Gene Ontology annotation, molecular function: ATP:ADP antiporter activity. The record is from RefSeq and is a predicted model, not a curated record. Gene Ontology annotation, biological process: mitochondrial ADP transmembrane transport; negative regulation of mitochondrial outer membrane permeabilization involved in apoptotic signaling pathway; mitochondrial ATP transmembrane transport. Gene Ontology annotation, cellular component: mitochondrial inner membrane.